This is a messenger RNA of Thermothielavioides terrestris NRRL 8126, 1542 nucleotides long. RefSeq lists its product as uncharacterized. The record is from RefSeq and is a predicted model, not a curated record. The transcript has 4 exons. The coding region runs from base 1 to 1542 and encodes 513 amino acids. Lineage: Eukaryota; Fungi; Ascomycota; Sordariomycetes; Sordariales; Chaetomiaceae.
AUGGCCCUUCAGCUGCGACGCUGGGGGCUUUCUCCCUUCCCACGCGCCUUCGCACGCGGGUUGAUCACGCCGCUGGGCAUCGUCAUCAUCCGUCUCUCGUUAACACAACAGCAAGCCGAACAGCACCUGGAAGACUCAAAGACGACUCGACUAUCAGGGAUCUGCGGGCCGAUGAUGAACAGGGGCGGGAACAUGGCGUGGCAACCGCCCGGGCAGGCGUCGAAGCCCAUGUGGUGUUACUUCUGGCCUGCGGCCUGUCCGACAUCCAGUACUCAUGGCAAACCAACUCCGACCACCAAGCGGCAGACCUCGCCGAGUCCGGAACGGACGACGAACACGCCCAAGACGACGCCGGCGCCCGCAACCACGCCGCCCGCCGCAACACCACCCGCCACCACGCCGCCGGCUGCGACACAACCCCCCAAGACUUCCCCACAUCCAGCCCCUGCACCCUCUCCCACUCCCUCGCCGACCACACAACCCAAGCCGGCGGGCACCAGCUCCGAAAAGCCCGACGCCCAGUCGACUUCAGUGAACCACGGGCAGUCGGGUGACAGCGGCGCGGGCAAUGCAGGACUCGGCACGAGCCCGACACUGUCUCGGGGCCCCGCAGAAUCCGGAACUGGCGCGCCAUCUGCGUCCGAGCCUACGACGGCAUCGACGGCGCCUACAAUCGGCGGCGUUGGCGGGACAGGCGCCACGAGCGUCGGGUCUGGUGCGUCUGUUGCGCAGAACGGGGGGGCCUCUGGCGGUGGGUUGCCCCCGGGGGCAAUUGCGGGUAUAGUCGUGGGUUUGCUAUUGUUCCUGGCCCUCCUGGGCCUCCUUCUCUACCGGCUCAGGCGGACUGCUGCCGUCCAGCGACUGCUGGGGCCGUUCGGCAGCAAGCUCGGCGGGGGUUCAGGCGCCUUCCAGCGCAUGGAUACGCCAGGCCCUGAUGGGAUGGGAAGCAGUCUGCUGAGUCCUAGUCCCGAAGCAACAGCAGCGAUGGGAGCCGCAGCAGCAGCUGGAGCCGGUGGCGCCGCCGCCGCCGCCGCCGCCACCGCUCGUAAUGGCACCGGCCCGCGGUCACAAACCCCCAUGGCCCAAACAGGCUACUUACAACCACUAGCCAUACCGCCCAACGUGGCCCGGCGCGACAGCAACCGGGUAUCCAUCAUCACGACCGGCUCGGCAGCCAGCAGCGGCGCCUUCACCCCGUCGCCCGUCUCCCCGCUCACGCCGACGAGCAUGCUCUCGCCGGGGGCCGUGCGGACCUCGCGCCCCGUGCAGGAGCCGCCGGACCCGCGGGCCGCCGCCGCCACCGCCGCCUCGGCCACCCACGCGCACGUCAGCGCGGGCAGCAUCAGCAGCAUCAGCACCGGCAGCGCCAUCAGCGCCGCCCUGGCCCCCGGCCAGAUGGCCUGGCCCAUGCCGCCCGCCACGCCGCCCGUCCUCCGCCGCCCGGACGGCUCACAGUCGCAGUACCUCGACUUCGAGCAGUCCGGCCAGACGGUCGUCCGGAUUAACCAGCCCCCGCGCAGCGGCAGGUCGGGCGGAUAUUGA